AUGUCGCAGCUGUCAGGCGGUUCGCCCGGGACCAGCUCGGCACCGCCCGCGCCCGAGAAAAGCGCGAGCUCGUCCGUCUCGCCCGCCUCAGCGCCGCCGACCAAACCGCGCAGCUGUGUCGUCUGCCGGAGCCGCAAGGUCCGGUGCGACAAGCAGUCGCCGUGCUCCAACUGCCGGAGGGCCAAUAUCCCCUGCGUCGUGCCCUCCAACGACCGGCCGCCCAAAUGGGCUCGUCGGCUUGAGCGCAUCACCAACAACCCCGCCGCUGCGGCGGCGGCAAAUGCGUCGUCGUCGCCAUCGCAGCACCUGCAGCCGCACGGGGGCGAUCAGGCUGGGGUUGGGCAGGUCAUGGAGAGGCUGAGGAGUCUGGAGGGACUGGUCAAGGAGCUGAGCGGCCAGCUUGAGCAGGCCCAUUCGUCGAGUGGAAGCCCCCCUGGUGCGGCGCCGGGGGGCUCGUCGGGGGUUGGCUCACCAGAGAGCUCAGGUCAUGGAGAGGGCGCGUCGCCGCCUAUCAGCUCGGCCAGCAUGCAGAAGCACUUCGGGCGGAUGGUCUUGCAGGACACAAGCAAGUCGAGGUAUAUUAGCAGCGGAUUCUGGUCCCGGGUCAGCGAUGAGCUGGACGGCCUCAAGAUGGAUGCUGAGGGACUUGGGGGUGGAGAUUCCGACUCAUCUGAAGAUGAGGACUCCUUGGGUAAGACGCCGUCCACGGUCGAGCUGGACCGAACGCCUUCCGAACGUCACGGGUUCAUGUUCGGCCAUAACCUGAGCAAAUCUUCAUCCAGCCUUCGCACCUAUCGCCCUCUCCCAUCACAGAUACCCUUCCUGAUCAGCACCUUCUCCGAGAAUGUGAACUUGUUUGUCCAGACCGUACAUAUCCCCACCAUUAACAAGAUGAUCCGCGAUCUGCGAGGCAAGGACAUGUCGAAUCUAGGCCCGUCCUACGAGGCCUUGCUUUUUUCAAUCUACUAUGCAGCUAUCACCUCUAUGGAGGAAGAUGAUGUCCUCACAAACUUCGGCUCCACCAAAUCAGAGCUCAAUAUCAAAUACCGUCUUGGCCUGGAACACGCCCUCGCCAGAGCCGACUUCCUCAACUCCCCCGAUGUGGUUCUCGUCCAAGCCUUCACCAUCUUCCUUUUCCUCGUACGCCGCCAUGACAGUCCCCGAUUCGUCUGGAUGAUGGCCGGCCUCGUCAUCCGAAUGGCCCAGGCAAUCGGCCUGCACCGUGACGGUGCCCACUUUGACUACCUAACCCCCUAUGAGAUUGAGAUACGACGCAGGACGUGGUGGGGGCUCUGUGUUCUCGACAUGCGCGCGUCUGAGGAUCAAGGGACAGAGUUCACCAUUACCAGCGGCAGUUUUGACACCAAGCUCCCACUAAACAUCAACGACGCCGACAUUGGCAUCGACAUCACCGAUCCUCCCGUAGAGCGCCAAGGACACACCGACAUGACCUUCUCCGUCGCCACAUACGAGCUCUGCGAAGCCACACGCAACAUGAUGGCCCCCGGCGCUAACAAAACUCUCGAAGAGCAGACGAGCAUCUUAAACAACCUCUACGACCACCUGCAACACCGCCACAUCCGCUACAUAUCCCCAGACGGAAACAUAGCCUACUGGGUCGGCGUCACGGCCACCCGCCUCGUCAUCUCCAAGCUCACCCUCCUCCUCUACCUCCCCGCGCUCUUCUCCUCCCCCAGCGACAACUUCUCCGACGAGGUGCGCGACAAGCUCCUCGUCGCCGCCCUCGAGGUCGCCGAGUGGAACCACGCCCUCAACGCCGAGCAGGACGCCCGCCAGUGGCGCUGGAUCUACCAGACGUACACGCACUGGCACGCCAUCGUCUACCUCCUCCUCGAGGUGACCCGCCGCCCUCUGUCGCCCCUCGUCGAGCGGGCGUGGCUCGCCCUGCACAGCGUCUGGCUCAUCCCCGACAAGCGGCCCGGCGCGGACAAGGGGCUGAGGAUCUGGGUGCCCCUGCGGAAGCUGAUGAGCAAGGCGCGGAAGCAUCGCGAGGCGGAGCUGGCGAGGAUGCGGAGCGACCCGGGGGCGAUUGGGAGGGCGGAGAUGAGCGAUGCGCGGAUCCCGGCGCCGGCGAGCCAUGGGCCGUUUGCGGCUGAUCAGAGUGAGGAGAUGUUCAGGCAGCACUGGCGGGGGCUGUUUGGGAUGUCGGGUACGGGAGGAGGGGAGGGUCGUCAGCCUGCCCCGGCUAUUACUGUGCAAGACAGCAGCAUGUCGGUUGGCGAGCCCGUUUCUGGGUCGUAUGACAUGGUUCCGGCUGGGUUUCCCCAGAUGUCGUUUCUCCCUGGCAACGCCUCUCCGGGUAGCGUACACGGAUCGGCCAACCAAGGGCAAAUGAUGGUGGCUGACGGUGCAGCUGCGUCGUCAUACGGUGUGCCGGCUGUCACAGUUCCGGAGCUCAUGGGUCCGGGGUUCACUCCUUGGUUGUGGAACGAGACCACGGAGUCGCUGGGUGACACUUAUACUGGAUUGGAUAUGGAUAUGGAUGUUGAUAGCAACGUUGACUGGAAUAGCUGGCUCAAUUCAGCCUCAGGGAUGGAGUUGAACGUGGCGGCAGACCCGGCUCAGGGCGGCUCAUGGCCCGCACCAGGGGCAGGUGGCUCAGCAUAG
Clonostachys byssicola is the source of this 2628-nucleotide messenger RNA. Lineage: Eukaryota; Fungi; Ascomycota; Sordariomycetes; Hypocreales; Bionectriaceae. The record is from the annotation of a GenBank genome assembly.